Messenger RNA from Phyllostomus discolor (pale spear-nosed bat), 2938 nucleotides. RefSeq names its product probable bifunctional dTTP/UTP pyrophosphatase/methyltransferase protein. The transcript is spliced from 13 exons. Bases 94 to 1938 code for a protein of 614 amino acids. The record is from RefSeq and is a predicted model, not a curated record. NCBI's taxonomy places the organism in Eukaryota, Metazoa, Chordata, Mammalia, Chiroptera, Phyllostomidae. Gene Ontology annotation, molecular function: O-methyltransferase activity; nucleoside triphosphate diphosphatase activity.
UCACUGCGGGCGGGGCUGCGGCGGCUGUGCGCUCUCUCCGGGCCCGAGGACCUGGUGGCUGCUCCCUGCGCGCAGCGGCCCUGCCUCGCGGCCAUGGUCCUGUACCCGGUGAUGCGGAAGUUCCUGGACAAGCGCGUGGUGUUGGCCAGCGCCUCCCCGCGGCGCCAGGAGAUCCUAAGCCACGCGGGGCUCAGGUUCACGGUGGUUCCUUCCAAGUUUAAAGAGAAUCUCAGUAAAGCCUCCUUCCCCACCCCUUAUGCAUAUGCCAUGGAAACAGCCAAGCAGAAGGCCCUGGAGGUGGCCAGGAGGAUGCACCAGAAAGACCUGCGGGCCCCCGACAUCGUCAUCGGAGCGGACACUAUCGUGGCGCUGGAGGGGCUGAUCCUGGAGAAGCCCGUGGACAAGACAGACGCCUACAGCAUGCUGUCCAGGCUGAGUGGGAAAGAGCACAGCGUGUUCACGGGCGUGGCCAUCGUCCAGUGCUCCAGCCAAGGCGGCGGGCUGGACCUGGACGUCUCGGAGUUCUACGAGGAGACGCGGGUGCGGUUCUCGCAGCUGUCGGAGGAGCUGCUGUGGGAGUACAUCCACAGCGGGGAGCCCUUGGACAAAGCCGGAGGCUAUGGGUACGGGACCCAGGCCCUGGGCAGCGUGCUGGUGGAGGCCAUCCACGGGGACUUCCUCAAUGUCAGGGGCUUCCCCCUGAACCGCUUCUGCAAGAAGCUGGCGGAGCUGUACCACCCGCCGCGCCCCGAGGACCGGCCCCGGGAGAAGCAAGAUUCCAUCCCCGCGGUGGACACCUUCGACCGUCUCGGCGACUCGGAGGGCGCGGGGCCCGGCCAGGGAGGGGCUCGGGGGGACCGCUGCCGUCCCCGGGCCCCAGGCAGGGAGCACGCGAAGGACGCAGACUGUAAACCCUCGGUGGAGAGCGUGCCGCCCACCGCGGUCCUGGAACUCAUAGACGGCUACAAAGUGUCCAAGGCCCUGUUCACGGCUUGCAAGAUGAAGCUGUUGGAUUUGCUGAGAGACGAAGGCCCCCUGAGCGCGCUGGACGUUGCCAGGAAAAUCGACGCCACUGCGGGCCCAACUGGACGGCUGCUGGACGUCUGUGUGGCCUUCGGGUUACUGGACAAGACAGAGAGAGGUUACAGCAACACACCCCUGGCCAGCCUGUACCUGCUGUCAGAUGGCGAGCACUCCCUGCACAGCCUGGCUCUGCACAACGACAACCACACCUGGCACCUGUACAACCACCUGGACUCCAUUGUCCGGGAGGGAGCCAACCCGCACCAGAGGGCUCUGCAGAGCACGGCGGACAGCCCAUUUCAGGAGUCCUUCUACCAGUCCCGGGAGAAGCUGCAGUUCAUGCGGGCCAUGCACGGCCUCAUCAAGGUGGUCGCUCGCCAGGUGGCCACAGCCUUUGACCUGUCUGGAUUCACCUCUGCCUGCGACCUGGGAGGAUCCACAGGCGCCCUUGCCUACGAGCUGGCCCGGCAGUACCCGGGUCUGAAGGUGACUGUAUUUGACCUGCCAGAGGUCAUCGAGGAUGCCGAGUAUUUUCAGCCCCAUGGACCCCCGACAGGGCAGGUCAGCUUCGUGCCAGGGCACUUUUUCCGAGACACCCUCCCGGAGGCCGACCUGUACAUUGUCUGCAGAAUUCUCCACGACUGGCCGGACGACAAGGUGCACCAGCUGCUGAGCCGCAUCUCCCGUAGCUGCAAGCCAGGUGGAGGGCUCCUGCUGGUGGAAAUGCUGCUGGACGAGGACAAGCGAGAGGCACGGUCUGCCGUGGUGCAGUCCCUGAACAUGGCGGUGCUGUUCCAGGGCCGGGAGCGCAGCCUGAGCGAGUACCGCAGCCUGCUGCAGGCGCACGGCUUCACCGACGUGCGGGCCGUGAGCACUGGGAGCAUCGCGGAUGCCGUCCUGGCCACCAGAGCCUGACGGCCACCUGCACGCCAGUCCCAGGGUCACUCCCCAGGGAGGACACUGGCCCACAGUCCCCCACUGCUGUGGCUGGUCAGGUGGAGAGUUUGCUGCAAGGGGCUGGAGUCACCCCCAGGCUAAGGAACGGGGUCAGGAGUGGCACUUGGAGCUGGUUGGUGCGGCUGCACGGGACAAGGGCAGUACCAACUGGCUGGGCCACUCGUCCUCUGUGGGGGCCCUGGUCGGGGACCUCCAGCCAGUGCACCUCCAUAUCACGGGCCGUGUCCACACUGCCCUCUCUCCACUGGCCCUGUGUGCUUCCCACCACCUCCCACCGCUUCUCUCCUCUCCCCAGCCAGACUUCCAGGUCCCAGUGACAACCCAGCUGUCGUGUCCUGUGACCCUGCAGGAGAUGUCCCUCCCCUUUCCCCCUCUGGUUGAUCAGCCCGUUUACAAGAUCACAGCAUAGGCAGGGGAAGGUUGACCUGGUGAAGGUGAUUGUUCACCACAACGUCCCCAAACUCUGCAGCUGGGACUCUGUGUCCUGGUAAGGUGUCCAUUUCCCUAAAGUGUAAGGAAGCGGGUGCACACUGGUCAGCGGGAGCCAGUGGGUAGGGUGACCGGUGGUAUCGUUCAGAUGGAUCUGUUCAAUCUCCCUUGCAGCUCCAAUCAGCAGUCUGUAGGACACACAGCUUGUAGUCGUGAUUUUCCCAGUGAGAAUGGAUUUCAUAGACAAUCUAGAAGUUGAUUGACAAGAUGCACACACACACACAUGAUUUCUACAGUGUCGACGAUCACACACAUAAUCACUCAUGCACAGUCCUGGAUGGACACCUUGGUCCUCCACUCUGCAGGGAGCCCUUAGGCGAGGACCCACCCACGGGAGACCCCAGGCUGCAGAGGGACAGGCAGGUAACACUUGAGGGAACUGGGGAAGGGUCCCUGGUCCCCUGAGACCACUUUCUGUGCCCCUGUGGCUGGUGGAAAUGCUCUUAGAAACAAUGAACACGAUGCGAAG